UUCGAAGCACGUGUUACCGGUUCAGUCUGGCGUCAGUGCCUUUUCAUUUAACAACGUCUUUAAACAUAUCUAGACAGAUACUGAGAGAGACAGCGAAAGACAGUCUAUCACUAGAAUCGCUUUCUAUGAACAGAGUAAUUAACAAAUUUUAUUCUGUUUUUUACAAAACUUACAAAGUGUGGCAGAAGAUAGAUCUCGGAUAUUUUGUUAAUAUUCAAAUUUGAAAAGCGUAACACUUUAUAGUGAUGGAUGAUUGUGUUACCAAAAAGAAUAUCCUGGAGAACAGUGGAAAUAUUCUCUUGGAAAUGACAUCAGAAUAUCAUAAUUUACCAUCACCAGGUGUCUUGAUGCAAGAAAUAAGUCGGGCCUGUGGGUUUGAUGAACCAGAAGACUGGUCGUUAUAUUCUGCUGUGUCCCCUGAAGAAGAGGAAGAGAACCUGAAGUAUGUGGACUACUUGGAAUACUUGAAGAAUGUCAUAUUUCCUGGGGGACUACACCACUACAAUUUCUCGGCUAACGCGAGAAGCCGUAUUGUUGAAGCAGAAGAACAGCUUUUCCAUCUCAGGAAACAAAGGAACGAGCUCCUGAGGAAAGAAAAUGAAUUGAUCUACACGCUGCAUGACAUACUUCUACAAGAAGAAAACGAAAGGUUACGAAAAGAAGUUCUUCCAUUAUCUGAAAUACCAGAUUAUUGUAAAACCCCAGAACAGAGUAUGAGAGAGUCGCAACUUCUGCAUCACAUCAUACAAAACGUCUCUCACAGAGAUACAAUGUUAGUAGAUCUUCACGUUGAAAAGCUCAGAGAGAUUGAAGAAGACGAGAAGAUUGAAGAAGAUUACAGAAUACAAAAGGCUGAAUGGGACAAACUUGUGACAGCCGACUCUGGAUCGACAUCUGGAAGUCAAAAGGAGAACCAUUCAUGUAGCAAGUUUAACAAUAUGAAAACAAAGUUUCGAAGGAUAAUGAAAAAGUGUAUAAUACUAUAAUGCAUUAAUGAAAGCUGUCAGAAAUUUGUAUAUAUUUUUGAAUUAAUAAAUAGAUAUACAAAA
Limulus polyphemus (Atlantic horseshoe crab) is the source of this 1049-nucleotide messenger RNA. RefSeq lists its product as uncharacterized. The coding region runs from base 246 to 986 and encodes 246 amino acids. The transcript has 6 exons. Lineage: Eukaryota; Metazoa; Arthropoda; Merostomata; Xiphosura; Limulidae. Gene Ontology annotation, cellular component: microtubule cytoskeleton. The record is from RefSeq and is a predicted model, not a curated record. Gene Ontology annotation, biological process: negative regulation of microtubule depolymerization.